AUGCCCCCCUCUCCUCCCACAGCAACCGCGAAUCCCUCANACCUUCCCACCCCGCAUCCUAGAAAUAACCCACCGCUCAACCUUCGGCUUCUACACCCACACCCCCAUGCCCCCCUCUCCUCCCACAGCAACCGCGAAUCCCUCACCCUCUCGCAGACCCUCUACCCCCUCUCCUUUGGCUCCUGCAUGCACGACCCACACACACGCAUCAACUUCACCAUCGACACGCUCUACCUCCCGGUGCCAGUCUCGCAAUACCUCGAGCACUUCAUCGACGUCCUCAGCGCGCGCGAGGCCGCCGCGCUGCGGUACCUUGCCAUCGACUCCCGGGCGCUGGAAUGCGAGAUCGUCAACAUGGCGGCGUGCAUGCGGCGGGUGCUGCGAGCGUUGAAGGGGUUGGAGAGCUUGUUCGUCGUGUAUGAAUUACCCGAGAUGGGACGGAGUCGGGAUUGUUUCGAGGCGGCGUGUUUGAGAUUCGUUCCGCAUGUGCCUUUUGAGAUUAUUGGGUCCCCGCGGAUUCGCGAUUUGACGCGCGAGUUUGCUCGGAAUGAAUGGGAGGGUUUGGAUCGACCUUCUCCAUCGGCUUUGGCUACUGCUUCUCCCUCGGCUCCUACAGGUCUACAGACAGAUCAGAACGCGGAUAUGUCCUCACCCCCGAACCCCCUUCAACCUCCCCCACGGAUAGAGUAUCACGAGUGGUACCCGUCUACGGCUGGCGCGACCGUCACUGCUCGAAUCGCGAAUCCGACUCGGACUGGCGACUCGGACUGGUCCGAGCGAGGCCGCUGGACCGACAACAACUGGACCGACUCCGAGGACGACGAGGAUGAGGAGGAUAACGGGCUGGGUGAUUGGGAAACGUAUGACCCGUAUGGGUACGGGGAUGCAGAAUCCGACCAUCACGAUGAGUCUGAUUCGUAUGGCCCGUUUGGGAUGGAUGUCGUGGGUUAUGCUGCGGCGCUGAUGAUGGGGCAUGAGAUGCUGGAUGGGAUUUAUACUGAUGAUGAUGAUGAUGAUGAUGAUGAUGAUGAGGAUGAGUAUGGGGAGAUGGGUGAUAGUAAGGCGAGCGAGGAUGACGACGACGACGACCUUCCUGAUGUAAUUCCUGUUGACGAGUUAUAG
Molecule: messenger RNA, 1122 nt
Organism: Hymenoscyphus albidus
Lineage: Eukaryota; Fungi; Ascomycota; Leotiomycetes; Helotiales; Helotiaceae
Source: the annotation of a GenBank genome assembly